UCUGGUGUCUUCCUCGGGUGCCUUCUGUGAGAGUGCAGAUUGAACUAUGGCACAAAGUGUUCAAGCCGCGGGUGACACCAUCUUUGGUAAAAUCAUUCGCAAAGAAAUCCCGUGUGAACUCCUGUACGAAGACGAUAAGGUAGAGCCAGGCCGCGUUGAGCGAUCUUGUGUCAGCUGUUUGCUGUUAUAUCACUUAAAGCUGUGAGCGAGCUUGUAUCGAGGCCUGGUGCCUUGUUUGCCUGUGCUGAUUCAGCCGUCCAGAUCCCCACCGAUCCGAAAUGAUCGAAGCUGCGCGGCAAGUGGAGGAGGGUGUGUGUAUCGCUUUUAAUGAUAUUCAACCACAAGCUCCAACUCACUUUUUAGUGGUCCCAAAGAAGCCUAUUGCCCAAUUGUCUAAAGCAGAAGACUCCGAUGCAGAGCUUUUGGGACACCUGGUGAUCGUUGCUAAAAAGUGUGCUGUGAAGUUGGGCUUAACAAAUGGCUACAGACUCAUCCUUAAUGAAGGCAAGGAAGGUGGACAGUCUGUCUACCACAUUCACCUUCAUGUAUGUGGUGGACGUCAGAUGCUUUGGCCACCAGGUUAACUGUUGCUUGACCACUGGAACAAUUAGUGCAGUCUCUUAAAUAAAGAACAUGUUGCAUGCUACAGUAUGCCAAUCUCAAAAACAUUACUGUUUUCAUGUUUCAAUUGCUAUAAAGAUUACAGAAUAAAUUCAGUUCAUCAA
Molecule: messenger RNA, 725 nt
Organism: Rhincodon typus (whale shark)
Lineage: Eukaryota; Metazoa; Chordata; Chondrichthyes; Orectolobiformes; Rhincodontidae
Gene: hint1
Product: histidine triad nucleotide binding protein 1
Exons: 3
Coding region: 279-584 (101 amino acids)
Biological process (GO): purine ribonucleotide catabolic process
Cellular component (GO): nucleus; cytoplasm
Molecular function (GO): hydrolase activity
Source: RefSeq, a predicted model, not a curated record